AGAGGAUUCAGAGCCAACAGGGCUUCCAGCCAAUUGCAAUGUGCGCAAUUGCGUGGGGACGAUGCAGAAACCUCAAUGGAACACGAGAUAUGGCGUUUGGGUCUCGAGCUGCGAUGGCUUUGUGGGAUUCUUGUCAAAUGGAAGUUCGCGACCUGCGUACCACCAAUGCGUGUAUCUCGAUGGGGAGUGGAAUUUCACCACGCGAUUGAAAAGCUACCUUGAAAAGAGGCAACACUGUGUAAGGCAGCUAAAGAGAUUUGCUGGCUAUGAUGAUGGCUUGGAAGUGUGUGUGGGCUACACUUCUGCUCUCCAGUUGUCAAGGAUCGCCCGAGGACACCGCAACCACUACAGCGGAGUUCGAGUGGUAUCGUCCAAUGCAAGACAUGAAUCAGCUAAACGUGUUUUGCAAUUUGUGGGACAAACCUCGCGACUUGUUCUGCUACGAUCUGUUUUCUCGAUCUCAGCGGGUAGCCAAAACGUUUCGGCGAAGUGGAUUCCAAUCGGCUGCAUUUGACAUUGCGACCUUUGCUCAUGAGGAUAUCCUCAGCAAAAAGGGGUUCCUUCAAGCUGUGGAUACAGCUUUGAGGCUGGUGGAUCACGGGUUGAUCAUGGCGGCAGUACCAUGCUCCUUGUUUGUGCCGAUAAGCUUCAGCAUACAUGGUCGCUAUGCUUGGCAACCGCUUGGUCGAACAGCAAACUUCAAAGUACGCAUGGCAAAUCAAAUUGCUGAGAACACCAUCGCUUUGCUGCGGCUUGUGCUGACUGCUCGACCCAGCACGUUAAUCGUACUGGAGAAUCCAAAAGGAUCUAUGCUCUACCAGUUGCCAUCGGUGGCCGCUUUUCUCUAUGAACUCGGCUUUAUUGGUCUGCUGACUUACCUUGGACUGUAUGGCAUGGACCUCUUGAAGCCGACGUGGCUUCGAACCAACAUGCAGACUGCCAAUGGCUUGGCCCGUAAAGCAACCAAAAAAGUCAAGGCGCAGUUCACUCAGAGGAUUGAGCGCAAGAAAGCUAGACGGCAAGCAAAGGGCUUGCCUGCCAAGGUAUACUACACGAGCUCUGUGUCACGAGUUGGAAAAAAGCAAUUCAGCGGCGGACCAGCACUCCAGGAAACGUCGACCUACCCACAGCG
Molecule: messenger RNA, 1132 nt
Organism: Durusdinium trenchii
Lineage: Eukaryota; Dinophyceae; Suessiales; Symbiodiniaceae
Source: the annotation of a GenBank genome assembly